Messenger RNA from Sabethes cyaneus, 2997 nucleotides. Its product is annotated as putative helicase MOV-10. The record is from RefSeq and is a predicted model, not a curated record. Gene Ontology annotation, molecular function: RNA binding; 5'-3' RNA helicase activity; ATP hydrolysis activity. The transcript has 6 exons. The coding region runs from base 1 to 2997 and encodes 998 amino acids. NCBI's taxonomy places the organism in Eukaryota, Metazoa, Arthropoda, Insecta, Diptera, Culicidae.
AUGGAAGUUCCACGAAACAACAUAAUGCAACAGCGUUACAAUCGGCAAAAGCACGAAAUCGAAUCGUUCGUAGUGCGCAUCUAUCGUCACAAUCUGAUUAAGGAUGGUGGCAUCGUCAAGAGGAAGCUCCGUGAGAAGCUGUUUGAGGAAAUUAAAUUGCGUCGUAUCACUCGUAUUAAAAUGGACGAGCUGGGUUGGGUGCUAAUGAGUCACGAUUUGAUCACGCGUAACGGACAGAAAGCCGAUCCCGACCCGCAGAAGGCGAGUCUGUUCGUUUUCAAUAUGGAACGGUUGCGUGAACUGCUGGAAAAGCACGAAGAAAAGCGUCACCGGGAAUUACUGACCAAGCAAAAUAAAGUGGUGGCUUCUCGGCAAGCAAAGGUUCACAAUGAAAAGGCUCUGAAAGAGUUACGUGAACUUGUCGAAGCGAAAUGCCCGCUGGCAUCGAUUCGGUACGUGAAGACGAUUGAACGCUUUUUGAAGUACAGUUUUGAACCUUCGUCACGCAAUUGUUUCGUUUGUCAGGAAAGUUUUCCUAUAUCAGAAGAUUACUGUCGUCAUUUCGAUAAGAUCCAUGGUGAAAAGUUCGAAAUCGUUGCCGCUGAGGACUGUUUUCAAACUGAGCAAAAACUGGAAAUUUUGCAACACUACGAUGCGCUGAAUCCGGUCACACUGUUCACGAUUAAGAACAACUUUCAUACGGCACUGCACGUGGAUGGUGUCUAUCUGUAUCAUACAACGAACCAGUUGAUGCCGAUCAACAGAGAUGUUUGGCCGAUCACGAUCAAUCCGGGUGAUUCGUACAAGUUUUCGAUUACGAGCGGUAUGUUCUUGGUGACCGAUCACGACUACACGAUCCUGAUACAUUUCAAUCGAAUACUGCAGUACAUUGAACAGUACUACUUUCGCGUUUUGAAAGAGCCGCUUGAGCUUCGUGUGGAAAAUGAUCCAAUUGCCCUCGGAAAGCUGGGUGAAUAUCCGCCUCCGGCGGAAUUGGUCGCAAUCUUUAAAAAUAACUUCCAAAUGGUGGAAACUUACUCCACGAAUGAACGAAAAAUGUGUGAGAAAAUUCAGUCGUAUGUGUAUGCCAGUAGAGAUGAGCGACUGAACGCAGGUAAUUACGUGCAGAUUUUGCAGCUUAUGAACAACAUUGAAGAUUACAACGUACAGUACGAGCUGUCUACAUACGACAUGAGCGAAGUAAAUCUGACGUUUGGAGGACAAAAGCGUUUCUACCAUUUACGGUUACAUCAGUUUGCGGUUGCUCCCAAAUCCCUAGUUGAAGGUGAUUAUGUUGAACUGUCCUACACGCGUCCUAACAAGUCGAUUAAGACGGUGGUAGGCGUCAUAUCGCAAAUUUGUGCUAAUAAAGUGUUAUUCGAGACGGAAGAACCGCUCAAACAUGACAUCAAAUGGCGCGUCAAGUUCAAUCCUAAUCGGACACCGAUUCGUAUGGAGUAUCAAGCCUUGGAGAUCAUUAAGCGACAGGAGCUGAGCAAAUUCUUUUUUCCUUCUAAACCAGCAAAAAAGUUUCCACAAUUCGUCAGGGAGGAAUUGAUAUGGUUCAACGACAACAUUAGUACCAACGACGAGCAGAAAUCAGCCAUAAUUAACAUCCUCAACGAAACAGCUCGACCUGCUCCGUACAUCCUGUUCGGCCCUCCGGGCACAGGAAAAACCUCAACACUGGUCGAGGCUAUUGCGCAGAUCUGGAAACUCAGGCCGAGUGUUUUUAUUCUAGUAACGGCAUCGUCUAACUUCGCGUGCAACGAACUUACGGAGCGGCUGCUACGAAUCGUUCCCAAAGAGGACAUCUUUCGUUUCUUCUCCAAGCACGCCGAGCGGCUGAUGGCUGAAAUGAGCUACGAGCUGAUCGAGUGCUCGAAUCUCAACAUGGGAUCGUACAGGUUACCGUCCAAGAAAGAGCUUUACGAGAAACGCAUUGUGGUUAGCACCCUUACGUCGGUCGGUAAAAUGGUUCAGGCAAAAAUUAAACCAAACCAUUUCGGGUACGUUUUCAUCGAUGAAUGCGGUAGUGCAACGGAGGCUUCUGCGCUGGUCCCUAUAGCCGGAGUUGUUACUUCCCAAGAGCAAAUCAACGGUUCAAUCAUCCUAUCAGGCGAUCCUUUGCAACUGGGCCCAAUCACGCGCUCAGAAUUUGCCGCCGAUAUGGGAUUAAACAUUUCAAUGCUGGAACGUUUAAUGAAAUUGACUGUCUACCAAAAAGAUCCCACAAAUAACCACUUUGAUUCCGCACUGAUUACAAAAUUGGUUAAAAACUAUCGCUCGCACGAAGCCAUUCUUCACUUCUCGAACAAAAUGUUCUACCAAAACGAGCUGAAGCCGUGCGCGGCUGCCCAGGUAACCGAAUGGGCUUUGAAUUGGUCCAUGCUUCCGUCACCGACGUUUCCUAUUAUUUUCGAAUCAACCAUGGGCAAGCUAGCAAGGGAACAGGAUUCCACUAGCUAUUUCAACCAAAAGGAGAUUGAGUUGGUGGACUUUUACUUGAGUAAAAUUAUGACACUCGGAAUAAACGGACGCAGCGUGUCGCAGAACGAUAUAGCCGUCGUUAGUCCAUACAAGAAACAGUGCAUCAAACUGAAGCAAAUGUGUCAGCGGCACGGUUGGAAUGAGAUACAGGUCGGAUCGGUGGAAGCGUUCCAAGGGCGUGAGAAGCCCGUCAUGAUAAUGACCACCGUGCGGUCCGGUACCAGCGGGGUAGGGUUUCUCAGCAACAGCAAACGGCUCAAUGUUGCGCUUACCCGUGCUAAAGCGUUGCUGGUGGUUAUCGGUAAUCCGGAAACUUUACAGCGGGACGCCAAUUGGUACGAGUUUAUUCGCUACUGCUAUCAGAAUAAUGCGAUUCGUGGCGUGAAGUUCCAGCUGGACGAGGAACGUCACGCGGUGCAGGAGAUUGUCGCCAAAGAUGACUAUUUGGUGCAGAUUCAGCGGAAGCUUGAUAUGAUCAUCAAGCAAAUGAAUGAAAUUAAAAUGUGA